CCGGGGGCACCGCCACUGGCAGAGCGGCGGAACUGGAGGUCAGCCAGGGCCAGGCGCCACCUGCGAGGCGCGUUGCUCAGCCCCGGACAGACGCGGGCGCCGCGCCAGGGGAGAAGCCGGGGACUCGGGCGCGGCCCCUUUAAGGCUGCGCCUGCCCGCUGGGGGCGAUGAGGAGCUGGAAGCGGCCGAGGAGCCAGGCGCAGCCUGACAGCCCCAGAAUGGAUCCCAGCAUGGAGCUGACACAGCAACCUGUGCCAGCUUUGCCCAUCCAAAUACACACCACUGCCAUCAGACCAGGCACCUGGGUCUGAAAAUCUGGCCCCAGGGAUACGUGGAGAGAGAUUCCCUGUGGCGGGGGAGAACUCUAGCCAGGAGAACGUCUGCGUCCAGUGGUAUCCCUGCCAAAAACAACCCUGCAGAAAUAGAACUCUUGGCUGGCUGGCUUCCCCUGAGAUGAUCUGAAGAGGAGCUGGAGAAGGAAGAGCUUGUUUAAGAUGACACGAACCGACCCACCUGACAUACUGGUGUCUACAGUGUAUCAAGACCUAGAGGUGAAGUGCCCAGCACCCAGGGAUCCCAUCGUCUGCCAGCCACUGACACAAUGUGACGCCUUAAUGUCGGCGUCUCUGCCACGCGACCCGCAGCCCUUCAACAAGCGCCACUGUAGGAGCUUUGACUUUCUUGAGUUGCUCGACGACCAGCUGGCCCCUGCUCCUGCUAUGGAGCGCCACUGCCGGCACCCGGGCACCCCCGAGCCUUCCUCAGGCUCCGGAGGCAGGAAGGCUCCUCCCAGGCCGGACGUGCAGAACACCAGGCCACCCCCUCAUGGCAGGGAAGGCCCCAAGGAGCCAUUGGCUCGGGCGGAGCCAAAGAGGCGAGCGAGGUCCAAGAGCACCCCUCGGGUGAAAUCCACCUUCACUCCCAUUCCCAUCCAGAUGUCGCCCUCGUCUCCCCCCAUGCCGGCCAGGCGGGGACGGGAGGCUCUGCGCCUCUCCAGGGAGCCUGCGAGGACGGAGACGUCCCCGCGCAGGGGGAGCGGAUACGCACCAAUGAAGGCCCCAAUGAACGAGGUGCACCCCAUCAAGCUGCAGCCCCAGCGGAGCAGCACCAGCCGCAUCUCCCCACUAUGUGUCAGCAGCAACUGCCCGGAGGAGACCCCAGGUGGGAGGCCGGCCACAAGCCUGCAUGUCAAGUGCCGGAUGGACAUGAAGCCAGACGAGGCGGUGCUGGUGCACGCGGCACACAGCCUGAAGGCCCAGAGCAGGAUGGAGGUGCCAUCCUGGCCGAGGCCGCCUGGCGCUAUCCGGAGCCUGACCAUCCCAAGCAGCAGGCAGGUGUCCGUGUCCCGCACUCCCACACCCAGCGACUCCUACAGCGGGGAACACAGGCUGCCCUACCCCAACGAGUACUACGAAGGUGACCCCCGAGGCCAGGUUUACCAGGCCGUGCCCUCCCCGCAGGACUAUCCCGAGAGGGGCUGUGUGACCUUCUCCGCUCCUAAUGUGCCCACCAAGUUCUUCUACACGGAGGAGCCAGCCGGGUGCCCUGGCCUCGGCAUUCCACUGAAAAGCUCUGGCUACGAGGCGUGUCCUCGCCCAUACCCAGGGCGCCAUCUCCCUGCACAGCCCUUCUACCCGGAGGACCCAGCCAAAGGUAAUAUCCACACCAUCCCACCCAGGACUUUCUACGUGGAAGAAGCUCGGACCUACCCCAUCCAGGAAGCCCCUGCCCACACCUUCUACAGAGAAGACCCUCGAUUCUACACCUCCAGGGGCAUGCCCACAAAACCCCUCUAUGCAGAGGACCCCAGGAUGUACCCUGCUCUGAACACCUCCUCCCGGUUGUUCUACACUGAGGAUUAUGGCAAAUACCAUGAGAGGGAAUCCAUUUCGCGGACGUACCCUCACGCCCGUAGCACCCAGCCUUUGCAGUUCAGCGACUGGUACUGCCCGGACCGGGGUGCACUGCCCUACCAGACCUUGCAGAUGUCCCGCUUUGCACCUCAUCCCUCUGGGCAGGAGGCCUUGCUUUCCUCUUGGCAUGCCAGCUACAGCGCCAACCAGCCCCGCCUAGGCACAGACACCCGGCAUUACUCCAAAUCCUGGGACAAUAUCCUGGCGCCCAGUGUCCGCAGGGAGGACCCCAUGUUCCGCGGGCGCAGCUAUGAGAACCUGCUCGCCCGGGAGCAGCACCGUGCCUUAUCCCCUGACGACCGGCGGCAGCCCGUGGUGAUCAAUCUGUCCAGUUCCCCCAAGCGCUAUGCCGCGCUCUCCCUCUCGGAGAACUCCAUCAUGGAGAAGAUGCACGCAGACGGUGGGCGGUGCCCCCUGGGCCGCUCCUGGUUUGUCACCCCAGAAAUCACCAUCACCGACAAUGACAUCAAAGCCAAUGGGCUGAGCAAGAGCGAGAAGCGCUCGGCCAGCUGGGAUAUGCUGGAUGCCGGGCGGGAUGGGCAUCGCUCCCGCGCCGCACACUGCUACUUGGAUCCUACUGCCAAAGAGACCAUCCAAAGCAGCUCCGCCCGCCAGCGCAGCCUGGAGCAGCUGGACGAGCUGAUCACAGACCUGGUGAUCGACUCCAAGCCCCCGCCCAGCCGCCGCCCCAGCAACGGGGACAGCCUGACAGACCAGCUCAAGAGGCUGAUCGACAGUGACACGCCCGGGCCUGCCAGGAAGCUGGAGGCCAGGAAGCCGCUGCCUUUAUUGGUGGGGGGGCCCAGGCCCACCAAGGAGCAGCCGGGCCCGAGUUCCUUCCACAGAGACGUACGCAAGGAGCAGGGUGGCCGCUCGCUUGCCAUGUCUGUCUCCAGCAGCAGCUUUGAGAAGCAGCAGGAUGGCUGCUCCCCGGAGCUGAGCGCGGACGAGGAUGACAUGAUGAUGUGUUCGAAUGCCAAGUGCAAGCGCACGGAGACCAUGUUCAAUGCCUGCCUCUACUUCAAGUCCUGCCACAGCUGCUAUACAUACUACUGCUCCCGGAGCUGCCGCCGCGAGGACUGGGACACUCACAAGGAGAGCUGCGUCUAUGGGCGUAUCGGGAGCAUCUGCCGGCACGUGCUGCAGUUCUGCCGGGAGAACGCCGAGGUGCACAAGGCCUUCUCGCGCAUUGCCAAGGUGGGGUACCUUUCCCGGGGGCGAGGGGUGCUGUUCCUGGGCUUCCCCAGCUCAGGCUCAGCCGAGAACUUCCUCCAGUUUGGCUUGGAGAGCCUGCUGAUGUCUCCCACCUACCUGUCCCUGCGGGAGCUGGAGGGCUACGCGGAGAGCCUGGGGGAUUAUGCCCGGGAGUUGGGGGUGUCUGGCAGCCAGUACGACCCUGAGGAAUGUUUCCUCUUGAAUGUAACUGUGGCCGUUGGACAAAAAGUGCCUGUGAGGCCAUCCCCCAAGGUCCAGGUGCCGACAGUCAGGAAAUACGCCAAGAUGGCCUUAGCCUCCUCCAGCCCCGAGAAGCAGAUCCUGAAGAAGGAACGGGACAUGGAGACCUUGAUUCUGACCCCCCCGCCUGGCACGGCGGACCUCGACAAGGAGGGGGAGGAAGGGCGGAAGGCCCGGGAGGUCUGCUUCAUCAACAUCCAGCGGGAGCUGCGGAUCCGAGGCGUCUUCCUGCGCCAUGAGUUCCCCAAAAUCUACGAGCAGCUGUGUGACUUUGUGGAGAGCAACAAGAGGUUCACGCCCACCACCAUCUACCCCAUUGACAGGCGGACCGGAAAGCAGUUCCUGUGUAUGAUCAUGGCCGCCUCUGAGCCACGGACCCUGGACUGGGUCGCCAGCCCCAACCUCCUGGACGACCUCAUGUGACCAGCGCUGCCGCACCACACAGGCCUCCUGUUUAGUCCCCUUUGUAGACAGGUAUUUUAUUAUUGACGCACUAAACUGGUCAGUCAGAAUCUUCCUACCAUUUCUAGCAGAUAACUGUUGGUGCGUGUGGGUCCCGGGGAGGCCUGGGAAAGAUGCUGUCCUGAUGGGGCACAGAUCUGGCACAGAUCCAUGGACUCCAUGGGACUCAGGCCACCUGCCUCUGUGGCCACUGGCUAGUCAGGGCAGGAUCUGCUGAGCUCUCUAGAUCCUGGUUGGCUUUGGUGGGGAUAGAGGGGUGGGGUGAUGUGCCAUGAGGAGAGGGCUGCUCUGUGGAGGGUAACUCCAGUGCCACAGGCCUGUCUCCCAGUGAGGUUCUUUCACUGCCUUCUCUUUGUUUAACCUGAUUCCCAGGUGGGCUUGGCCAAGGCACAGGGCAACAAGUGACUGGCCUGCAGGUGUUCUAGUAACAGCUCAGCCUAGAACCUGCGGCCCUGCCUGGUCCUACUCCCUAAAUCUAACCACUCGACAACAUGGCUACCUCUAAGCAAGUGUGGCCAGAGCAAUCAUUUUAAGCUCCCUGCCAUGCCCACUCCAUCCCACUGCCUAGACACCAAACUCCCACGCGGACAGUUCCUCUCCCCCAUCCCCUCGCCGCCUUGUUUAAUUCUGAUGACAGCCAGGAAGGGGCAUGUUUUCAACCUGGCCUCUGCAAGUAGCCCCAGUGUCUUAGCCCAGCGGUUCCCAUUUGUCUGCAGGGCUGCAUAACUGUACCUGGAAGGGGGCUCGGGGCCAUGCCUCGGCACGCGGGGUGAGUGCAGAGGGGGCUUGGGAGCAUGCCAGGGGCUUUGGAUUAUGCAGACACGUUUGUGUCUCUCAUUUGAAAAUCUGGCCCUAUGCGUCUGAGUCUCUAUAUAGCACGUUAUAUGGGACGAGUCUCUAUACAGUGUGCCGCCCACGUUGGCUCUAUAUGGGACGAGUCUCUAUACAGUGUGCCCCCCACGUGGGCUCUAUAUGGGACGAGUCUCUAUACAGUGCGCCCCCCACGUUGGCUCUAUAUGGGACGAGUCUCUAUACAGUGCGCCCCCCACGUGGGCUCUAUAUGGGACGAGUCUCUAUACAGUGCGCCCCCCACGUGGGCUCUAUAUGGGACGAGUCUCUAUACAGUGUGCCCCCCACGUGGGCUCUAUAUGGGACGAGUCUCAGACCAGCGUGAACACUAGAUGGUCUCUAUGCAGCAUGAGGCUCUAUACCGCAGUGGCGUAGCCAGGAUGGGACAUUUGGGUGGGUUCCAACUUUGGGUGGGUGGGCAAUGACGGGGAGGGAGGACCUUACCGGGGGUGAUGGAUGCUCUGGCCAGGGGCCCCCUGGGGCCCUAGGCGCACACCCAGCUCCGGGAGGAGACUCUGCUCUCCAGUGGCAAUGGCUCCUGUCACCGCCCCACGCCGGGCCUGGCCCCCCAAGUGGCAGACCUACUUUUUUUGAGGACUCCUUUGCCUCCGCUGGGUCGCCUGAAGCUUGCCCUCCUCCUAGUGGUGGAUUUAGCCACUGGGCCAAAGGGGCAUGCCUGGAGGGCCCCAGAAAAAUGGGCACUACCACCAGGGAGCGGGAUUGGGGUGGGGGGGUGGUGCUCCAGCUGGGGAGUGGGGCGCUGGGGCUGCAGCGUCGGACGGAGCAGAGCAAGCCCCCGUGCCCUGACCCCGCUCCCUGGCUGGGGCACUGGGCAGAGUGGGGUAAACCCCCAACCCCGCUCUCCAGCCGGGCAAAGGGGAAAGCCCCCCACUGCCCACAGGAGCACCAGGCAGGUGGAGCAGAGCCAGCCCCUGCGCCCCAACCCUGCUCCGCGGCUGGAGUGCUGGGCGGGCAGGCAAAGUGAGGCAAGCUGGGGCCGGAGCAGAGCUGGGGCUGGGGGCUGGGCUGGGAUGCUAUGUGGGUGGGCCACGGCCCUCCAGGCUCACUCCUGGCUACAGCCCUGCUGUCCAGUGUGGGCUCGAUACGCUCUGAGUCUCUAUACAAUGUGUGCUCAGUACGGGCGCUAUCCAAUAGGCUCAGUCCAGUGCACGCUAGACAGUGUCUCUACAGUACGAGUCUCUGCGGUGUGCCACAGAGCUGGUCUUUAUGCGGCAUGCGGCUCUGCACAGGUCGCUCUGGAGCUCUCGAUACAGUAUGAGGCUCUAGGUGGUCUCUAUGCAGUAGCAUUCCCUCCCCUCAGGCCUGUGCACAGCUGCCCACCUGUCCCUACAUGCUGCUUCCUCUUGCCAAAAUCCCCCGGUCCCUCUCCAGCCCCUCCCAAGUGCUGAGUCAGCCUCAGCUGCCAACACAAGGGCCCCAUCCUGUGAGGUGCUCAGGCCCUGCAGCGCCGUGUAGACUGGGGCAGGACGCUCUUGCUGUGCCAGGCCAGCAUAGGAAUCUGCCAGUGCCGGACUUAGGGUGGAGGCCGUGAGGGGUAAAAGUUCCAGGACACUUGAUGCACUUUAUCUGUAACUGACAAUAACCCACUUCCAGGGCAAAGCCAGCAGCGGCCGCCCCCAGUCCUCCCCCCAGUAGUAAGGCCCAAGCCCACCUCGCUCUUCUCCAUUGCAGCAGGGCAUUCCCACCCCUCCCAGCGUAACUGGGCAGGGAGCCUGGUACCCACCUGGCCCUAUGUGCAAAGCCAAGGAACAGCUCUGAGAGGGCUGCGCUCCCUGGGUUGUGUGGGGCCAGCUCCUCUGGGAAUGGAGGGGUCUGGUGCUGGCUGCCCAUAGUGCAGGAAUCCUGGGGGAGCGGGGGCCCUGGAAGCCAUGGGGCCUAGGGCUUUCCAGUGAAUCCUGGGCCAGCCCAUGUUGCAGCAGGAUCUAGAGCGAGGUUGGUCUCUGCAUUCUCAUCCAGCGGGAGAACUCCUGCCCCCGGGCUGCCCUUGCUUACGGCUCAGCACCCCGUGCCGGAGGAGCACUGCAGAAGGGUGGCCUGUUUCUGGUAGCGUCUCCGCCGCUGCUCCUCUCCGAGCAUUGCAAUGCCACCUGGGUCCCCCAGGGGCUCAAGCCCAUCUGGAGUUUUGCCCAAUUUGGUGUCCCUAGUGGAAUUCAAAGCCACGCUGCCGCUCCCCGCUCCUGAACUUCACUGAUGGUAUUAACGAGCGCUGAGCCUAGUUCAGGGUUCCCCAGCCAUGUGGCUGAGGUGGGGCCUGAGCCACGAACUUUGCACAGCCCAGUAAUUCUUUCUGUGAUGGCCCAAGGCGGAAGUGAGCCCCAGGCCCGGCCCGGUGGAGGCAGCUGUGGUGGUGGAAGAGGGCGGCCGCAGGCCAGCUAAUGUCAGUGGGGGAGGGGUAAGCAGUGCCACGUGCGGGGGCUCUGCCCCGGAGACAGCCACCGCCAGGCAUCCAUGCGCCUCUCUGCAGGGGGCAGGAAGCAGGGCCUCAGCCCGCCCCGCCCAGACAUUGCCGCCCUCUGCCCAGCUCCUCGGUAAAGGAGCCAGCGGGUCCCGAGCCAGGAUUUAUCCUGCUGCACGCCAGCCCCGGCUCUCCGGGGGCCACCUUCCUGGAGCAGCCUCUUUCUUAUGGCCUUGCUCUGGCUUCGGGACUUACCGCGCCAGCAGCCCUUGGGUUUAUUUGGGGAGGCUCCUUCGUGGGGCCGUGCAGAGAGCGAGCAGAGGCUCCCCGUUCUAGCCGGCACCUUACCCACCAGCCUGCUGCAGGGAGCGCUCCGCUCACUCUGGCUUGGGCGGGGGGAGCAGGUGUCUCCCUGCCCAGCAAAGGGAGGCUGUGAUCUUUGCCAGGGAGCUGCUGCCCUAGGCCGGGCCCCACUCCUGCGUGACGGGAACUGCAGGGCCCCAGCACCUGAACAAGCGGGAUCACCAAAGAGCAAUCCUGGAGGCAGGUCGGAGUGCUGGACUGGCCCUUUCCGGUGCUGCAAACAGCCCAGCAAGUCCAGGGUUAAAUUAACCCCACCACGUGCCUGGCAUCGGACGGCCACAGUGCCAGCCGGGGGCUGUUUUUCCACCUCUCCCGUUAUUGCCAUCUCUGAGUGUGCCACAGGCCUGGGCUAGCGGGACAGCC
Molecule: messenger RNA, 7821 nt
Organism: Mauremys reevesii (Reeves's turtle)
Lineage: Eukaryota; Metazoa; Chordata; Testudines; Geoemydidae
Gene: AJM1
Product: apical junction component 1 homolog
Exons: 4
Coding region: 495-3791 (1098 amino acids)
Biological process (GO): cell-cell junction organization
Cellular component (GO): apical junction complex; plasma membrane
Source: RefSeq, a predicted model, not a curated record